AUGCUGACCCCAAUGGUGGCUGGGGGGGUGGUGUUCCCCGGACUCUUUCUCCUCUCCAAGAACACGCUCCAGCGACUGCCCCAGCUGCGCUGGGAGGAGGCUGACGCGGUCAUUGUCUCAGCCAGGCUAGUGUCCUCUGUCCAAGCCGUCAUGGCCUCCACUGCUGGCUACAUCGUCUCCACCUCCUGCAAGCACAUCAUUGAUGACCAACACUGGCUUUCCUCUGCCUACACGCAAUUUGCAGUGCCCUACUUCAUCUAUGACAUCUACGCCAUGUUCCUCUGUCACUGGCACAAACACCAGGUCAAGGGGCACGGAGGGGACGAAGGGGGGGCCAGAGCCCCGGGCAGCAUCUGGGCCGUGGCGCGCGGCUACCUGCACAAGGAGUUCCUCAUGGUGCUCCACCACGCCGUCAUGGUGCUCGUCUGCUUCCCACUGUCGGUGGUGUGGCGUCAGGGCAAGGGCGAUUUCUUCCUAGGCUGCUUGCUGAUGGCUGAGGUCAGCACCCCCUUCGUCUGCCUUGGCAAGAUCCUCAUCCAGUACAAGCGACAGCACACUCUGCUGCACAAGGUGAACGGGGCCCUGAUGCUGAUCAGCUUCCUCUGCUGCCGGGUGCUGCUCUUCCCCUACCUGUACUGGGCCUACGGGCGCCACGCCGGCCUGCCGCUGCUCGCCGUGCCCCUCGCCAUCCCGGCCCACGUCAACCUGGGCGCCGCGCUGCUCCUGGCCCCCCAGCUCUACUGGUUCUUCCUCAUCUGCCGCGGGGCCUGCCGCCUCUUCCGGCCCCGGGGCUCCACGCCGCCCUCUCCUUGUCAGACCCAGGACUGA
Molecule: messenger RNA, 828 nt
Organism: Neomonachus schauinslandi (Hawaiian monk seal)
Lineage: Eukaryota; Metazoa; Chordata; Mammalia; Carnivora; Phocidae
Gene: TLCD3B
Product: TLC domain containing 3B
Biological process (GO): lipid homeostasis; ceramide biosynthetic process
Cellular component (GO): membrane; endoplasmic reticulum
Molecular function (GO): sphingosine N-acyltransferase activity
Source: RefSeq, a predicted model, not a curated record